Molecule: messenger RNA, 1314 nt
Organism: Seminavis robusta
Lineage: Eukaryota; Bacillariophyta; Bacillariophyceae; Naviculales; Naviculaceae
Source: the annotation of a GenBank genome assembly
AUGUUUGCCCGAUCCACCUGUUCCAGAUUGGUCCUCCGAGGAGUUCUCAACAAUGGUAGAAACAAUAACAAACUAGCCACUCGGACCUUGUCCAUGGCGCCUCAAGCUUCGUCUCAAGGAGUCGUCUUGGACAAAUACAUUGCCCAGCCUACUCCUACUACUACUCAACAGCAGCAGCAGCGUUUGCCCAACGACGUGCACGAUCGCAACGAUCUCUACGAAGCCGAAGAAGAACGUUCCAUGGCAGGUGUGACGGCAUCGGUCCGUCAUGAUUGGACGAAGGAAGAGAUUGCCGAGAUCUUUUCGCUUCCCUUUCACGAACUCAUGUACCGAUCGGCCACGGUUCAUCGCAUGUACUGGGAUCCGUCCGAAGUCCAACAGUGCACUCUGCUCUCCAUCAAGACGGGCGGAUGUACCGAGGAUUGCUCUUACUGUUCGCAAUCGACACGUCACAAGACGUUUGUCAAACCGACUCCUACCAUGAAAGUCCAAGAAGUACUGGAAGCGGCCGCUCGUGCCAAAGAGGCCGGAUCCACUCGAUUCUGUAUGGGUGCUGCCUGGCGUGAACUGGGAAACAAGAAGAAUGCCUUUAAUCAUAUUCUCGAAAUGGUACGAGGUGUCAACGGCAUGGGCCUCGAAGUCUGCUGCACGCUCGGCAUGUUGAAUGCCGAACAAGCACGACAACUCAAGGAAGCCGGACUUUCGGCGUACAAUCACAACCUAGACACCAGUCCCGAACAUUAUCCCAAUGUCAUCACCACAAGAUCCUAUCAAGAUCGAUUGGAUACCAUUGCCAAUGUACGCGAUGCUGGGAUCAGUGUCUGCUGUGGAGGGAUUCUUGGAUUGGGAGAAGAAGAGUCGGACAGGGUCGGAUUGCUCCAUGUGUUGGCCACUCUACCGGAACAUCCCGAAUCGGUGCCCAUCAAUGCCUUGGUGGCGGUAGAAGGAACUCCUCUGGGAGAAAGUGGAGAUAUUGACCGCGUCGAUGCCUUUGAUAUGGCACGAGUGAUUGCCACGGCGAGGAUCGUCAUGCCCCGCACCAUGGUCCGAUUGUCGGCGGGACGGUUGUCCUUUAGUGAUGCCGAACAAUAUCUCAUGUUCCAGGCAGGAGCCAAUUCCAUCUUUAAUGGAGACAAACUCUUGACCACCUCCAAUCCGGAAUUUGAUGAGGAUCAAGCCUUGUUUGCCAAGCUAGGAUUCUCCGGGAAACCGGCACACAAGGGACCUCUGGUUGCACCCGCGGAAGCACAAGGAGAAGUGGAAAUCACACACGUGUCUGGCAGCAGUGAACAACGUGCUCCUCAGUUUGCUUGA